Molecule: messenger RNA, 6735 nt
Organism: Porites lobata
Lineage: Eukaryota; Metazoa; Cnidaria; Anthozoa; Scleractinia; Poritidae
Source: the annotation of a GenBank genome assembly
GCUUGCGGACCUGGAGUUAAUAUCAGUGGGGCAUCAAGUGGAUUUGUAGCAAGCCCCAAUUUUCCAAACAACAUUGGUCCUUCACAAAUAUGUGUUUGGACUAUCACAGUUCCCAGUGGACGAAUCAAGUUGUCUUUUUUGAAUUUUACUUUGGAGCAAGGUCAGACUACUGAUUGUACAAGACCACCAGGUGGUGCCUUUGUUGAAAUCACAAACAUUGCAUCAAAUGAUGGUCGCAACCCCUUUAGGCUGUGUGGCCAAAACAUUCCUGAUCCAGUGUACUCUGAUACCAAUUCCAUUCAGAUUAUCUUGAAGACAGCCUCCAAUGCACUUCCAGGAUUCAAUGCUUCAUAUGAGACAGUUACUGAUGAAAUGUGUAAGUGCUUUUGGGUUUUCUGAUGGGCUUCCAUAAUAUUCUUUCCUUUAGUAAAAGAUUCUUAAAAAUAAUCCAUGUUUUAUGAAUCUUUGUUUGACUAUGCCAUUUUCUAUUAAUCUAUGUGUUGUUUAUAUAUGUUUUACAAAUCCAUGUUUUGUCAAUCCAGUCCAUGUUUAACUAUAAUGCACCAGUCCAGUCCAUAUGUUAUCAUAAACCAAGGAAUUGCUAAACUGCUCAGUGGUUAUCCUAUUUACACCUGGGGAGGUAUCUUUGAAGCUCCCCGCUUGCUAGAAAGUUGAAUAACUUCAAAGCUGUUUAAGCUAUGACCACCAAACGAAGCGACUUUUCCUAAAAAUUAUCUGGGAAAAUUUGAAAGCCGUGAUUACGUAUACGUUAACAUUGACGUUACCAUAGCAACCGAGUUUUGACAGCCAUGUUUUUAAAAAUUUUGUUUUUCCCAAUAAAAAAGGACUUACAGUCAAACUCAGCUAAAUACGGAUACUGAGGGAGCCAUAAAAAGUUUCCGUAUUCUGAAGCGGGUUGAAAUUAAAGAAAAUGUAAGGGCUUUAGGCCCAGGGACAAAGCAAACUGUCUGUGACAAUGAGGUGUCUGUAUUGGGCGAGGUUUGACUAUAUUUCCAUUUUUACUUAUUGAAUUAUAGCAUUACACCAUUUGUAUCAAUACUUUAUCAAAUUUAUCAUAACGAACUGUUGAUGUAAUCCAGGCUUUUAGACACUGAUUUGAGAAAAAAAGGAAAAUGUAUUUUAAAAAAUGACUACUGGACAUGGCAGAUGUGUUAGAGCCUGUUUACAUGGAGGUAGGUGAGGUAACCCGCUUAGGUGGGGUAGCCCGCCUCUCCAUAUAAUCUCUCAUAUGGUCACCCCACCUACCAUGUAAAUGUAAUCAAAUUAAAAUGAGAAAUUAUAAGGACAGGCGGGUUACCCCACCUAAGCAGGUUACCCCACCUACCUGGGGUCCCCCAACUCCAUGUAAUGGCCCUUAAUUCUAUUUUUCGAGUGAGUUGCACCAAAAAUAUGGUACGUUACUACGUUAAUAUUCAACUGAAAACUAAAGAACACUUUUAAAUUUUGUUUCUUAGUGUGCCCAAGUGGAAUAAACUUGACAGACAUGUCAGGAGUUAUCACAAGUCCAUUCUAUCCCAGGAAGUAUCCCGUUAACCAGGACUGUUUCUGGGAAAUCUCUGCCAGUAAAGGCAAUUUUGUGAAACUAGAUAUUACAGACAUGGAAAUUCAUCGUUGUGGUGAAGAGGGAGCCUGUGCGUGUGAUUAUUUGGAAAUUCUUGACGGCUUUCUGGGCUCUGGUCUAACACCAGGUACUGCAAGUGGGAAGUUAUGUGUUGAUGACAGGUUCACUCGACAGUUUUAUUAUUCAACCAAUGAACGUCUGAGGGUGAGGUUUUCCUCUGACGCUUUACUUGAAAAACAGCAAAGAGGAUUUACAGCAACUUACACCAUGCUGAACUAUACCCCACCAGGUAGGUGAAUGUAAUUACAUUGUAUGUAAAUAUGGUGGAACCCUUUAAUACGGCUGGCAUGAUAACUUAUCUACAUAUACAACAUACACACACAUAUAUCUAACUGGAUUUUUGAGAACGUUACCGCCAAAUGGACGUUCGACAGUUUUUAUCUCCAAAGUAGCUAUUAUGAAAACUAAGAGUGCAACCAUUGCUUUUUUCUCUUCUACUCCUUUCCUCCUUCUCGCUCUUUCUUUUUCUCCUUUUCUUUCCAAUCGUUAGUGUGAUUUUGGAGCUUACAGGGCCCAAGAAGAAUGUGCUUAAUAAUGAGUUACUAAAUAUUGAUGUUAGGGUAAGAUGCAGUGAGCUCUCAGUUAAUAUCAGAAAGACAUAUUAUGUUACCUUUAAUUAAUUUAGUACGAGUCAGAGGAAACUCAAUCACAGUUUUUCUCUCUCUUUUGGAGGUCAACCUCUAAUUCAAAGCAAUGCACCUAAAUUUCUUGGGGUGUACCUAGACGAACAUCUUACUUGGAAAUAUCACAUAAACUUUGUCUGUAAACAGAUCGCUAAAUCAAUCGGUAUUUUAUCCAGGACGCGUUUCUACUUAUCUUGUAAGACCAAACUCAUGCUGUACUACACAUUGAUUUAUCCUUAUAUUAAUUAUUUUAACUCCACGUGGUUGUCUACUUACGUAUCUAAUUUAAACAGAAUUUACUAUCUACCAAAGCGGGCUGUGCGAGCUUGAGCUAUUACAAAUUCAAACUAUCGAGCACAUCACACUGCUCCUCUAUUCUUCAAUUUGGAAAUUCUAGUUUUUUCCAAGUCACUACGCUCAAUACUGCUAAAUUUAUGUUCGCUACCACAAUAAUCUGCUGCCUUCACCCUAAUAAAUGAUGAUGAUUUGACUUAAGAAACCUGCCUUUUGACGCCUUUUCAAUCAAAUGACUACACAUUUCCUUAGGUUGAUGGUUUUCAAAAAAUCGGCUAGACACACAUACAGAACCUUUUUUCACCUCAAGUUUUAGAGUAGCUAAUAUCUUCGAGAAAUUAUUAUAUUUUCGAGAUAUCAGUUAAGUAUUUGGCCGCAUUAACCAUUUACCCUAGGAGAGGGGUUGGAUCAUAUUUCGUGCAGUCAUGUAGCAGCUGCUUGGAAGGGAAGUCACCAAUGGUGCCUAUCCCAGACCCCAAAUAAUACUGAAACAAUUGAAAGAAUGACAUGUCAUUGUUUUCUGCGAGCAAUCAGGAGAGACCUUACAAGCAGCUCCUACACAACCAUUUCAUGGCUGGUUUUUUUUCUCGUUUUUGUUAUAGCUGUUCUGUUAAGAUGCUGACUUUGUAAGAAAAAUGACUGAAUAACACGAUAUUUUCGUCAAAGAUACUCUCAGUGAACAUCAAUAACAUCUGUUUUCACUUUCAGUCCAGAAAUUUGGUUCAAACGUCCCAUCUUCUUCCUUCUAGUCAGAAAAUGCGCCCAUGUUUUCAUACUCCUGGGACUAACCUGGCAAAAACAAGUAAACUUUUUGCUUCUAAUAUGCAUACGCAAAAAUGUCCGUUUAUCGAAUGUUCAAUAAUUGUUUAAACACCUUUUGUACAUCUUUCUGAUGUAUUAUAAUACAAACUAGAAACACUUUCCCACAUAAUUUCGAUCGGGGUUUUCAUCAAUUAAAAUAUCAAAUCAAAUGAAGAAAUUAACCAAGUUAAAAUUGAGGCAGUUUGUUCAAAUCUCUCAACCCUUUCAUACUGAUUUAGAUUCUCCCAACCCUAAAAAAAAUAUAUCUACCCCGCCACAUCUGUCAAAUUCGCUUCUCCCCUGGCACGUGAGUCAACAAGUCAAAUACCGCCCAAAGGCGGUUGCCUUCAAAGGUUGGGAGCAUUUUCUUGUCGGAAUUUCUAAAUUGAUAUUUAUAAGUAAUGGGGUAAACAGAUAAAAGAUAUACCCAGGUUGCCUGAUUCUUCUAGCCGGGAACCCGAGGUUUUUUUGCCUCUUUCCAACACUUCGCUCCGCUUUAUCCUUUUUGUCGCUGGGAGCGAGAAGACCUCUGGUAUACAGGGUAGUGGCCUUGAGAUGCUGUUCAAAUAUUUUGUGGUAAAGUAAAGGAAAAGUAUUAUUACAUCGAACAAUUUGGAAGUUGCCCAAUCAAACAAACAACCUUUUUCACCCACCCUUAUCGUUUUGGCCUCAGGGAACGUUUUCGCCGUAGUCGGUGAUAUCGAUUGUAAAUCAAUGAAGGCCAUCUGCUGUGUACAAGACCAGUCGUGUGUGAGAUCAAUUCCUUUUCUUUUGUAACGCUUAUAUUUUUUAUCAAAUGAACUUAGCAAGCAACUAGCUAGGUGAUUGAAACUGCAUGAUUUUUUGUCUUUUCAGAAUGCCCUUCCUCACCAAUCCAGUUAUCUGGUAAUGGUUCAUUCAGCAGUCUCAACUAUCCAUUAAAAAACUACCCUUCUGACAGGAAUUGCUUCUGGAUCAUCACUGCACCUCCGGAAAAACGCGUGAAAGUUAAAAUCGCAGAUUUUCAUAUGGGAAAUUGCGAUGAUUGCAGCGCUAAUAUUUGCAGCCGACUGGAGUUUUACGAUGGUCCUACAGCGGAUUCACCGUCCUUGGGUCGACUUUGCACCAACUCAUUGCUAACAGCAAAGAUUUCAAGCGGUCACCAGAUGUUUGUAAAAUUUUAUUCAUCGUUCUCACCUGAUCGCGGGUUUCUAGCAGAAUACUUCGAAACUGAUGAGGUAGCACCUUCAGCACCUUCAGCAACAUCAACGACACGUCCACCACUUCCAUCAUCAACAUUAUCAUUGUCAUCACCGUCACCGUCACCAUCUCCAUCACCGUCACCAUCACCAUCACCAUCACCAUCAUCAUCAUCAUCAUCAUCACCAUUAUCAUCACCAUCAUCAUCACCGUCACCGUCACCGUCACCGACAACGCCAGAAAUUGGUAAAUACUCAGUACAGUUAGUAUAAACUUGACUAAUUAUACAGUCAAACCCUGCUUUACAGACACUCACUUAAUACGGACACCUCAUUAUUAUGCAUAGUUUGCUUUGUCCCUGGGAAAAGAAAGCCCUUACAUUUUCUCUUAAUUCAACCCGCUUAAUACAGACACCCCGUUAAUACGGCCGGACACUUUUUUAUGGCCCCCGCUUUGUUUGAAUUAACAUGAUUUGACUGUAAUUCAUAAUAGUAUAAAGACUAUGAUCAAUCAGAUCCCUCUUUACGCGGGCAAGCGCAUUCAAACGGAACUCAUCCCUCGCGCCGCAAUCUUUGCACAUCUGAAAAACUUGACUACUUGCAAUGUUUCCAUCCUAAUGAACAAGAAACCCCAACUGGUAAUUAACUAAAGGUUGUUUACCAUUUACAAUACAAACCGUUUCCAGAAAGUCCGGUUGGAAAGUAAAUGGAACAUAACUUUGUUGGUCGUUCUAGCGGAAAAUUUUCAGGAGCGAGGCGGAUCAUCUCAAAAGGUAGUCCUGUUUUUCCGAACGGAAUGUUCUACACGGAUAAUCGUCUUUCUAACCUUCAAAACCACCUUUGAUACCAGUUUUAGGCUUUAGCGGCCGUUUUACGGUAAAUGGAACUGAUUUGUGCAAAUGGUAAAGGCCAUUCCGGGAGGAAAAUUACCAAUCCCGAAUUUUGCUUACCAUUUACCCAAGCCGUGAACCAAAACCGGUUUGCCCAAUGUAAAUCACCUAAGUGUGCCACCAGGAAAACCAGUUCUGCAAAGCCAAAUCAGAAGAAGCGCCGCACUGAUAGCUCAAAAUGAGAUUUGAAAUCUGCUCAGUCGUGCAGAACCCCUAGUCUGAGACGAUGCCGACCACUCAGUGCGCACGCGUGAAACUCAGUCCACUAACAACUUUUUUUAGUAAUUUAACAGCAUUUAUUAAUUAUUAAUUUUUUAUUAAUUUUUUGAAUACAAAAAAUCUUUAAAUUACCGGCUUUAAAAACACUUCAAAACUACAAAACACAAAGUAUUCAAACUAAUUUCGAUGUAAUUAUUUAAAUUAAAACCACAAAAAAAUACAGAUUAACAUAGAAACAUUCAUAAUGCCAUCAAAAAGAAAACAGGAAAGAAAGAAAGAAAAGGCGAAACCUUUAUAUCUAAAAAAAAAUUUUUUUUCUACGAAAGGGUCUUCACAAUCAGAAUUCACUUGGGUUGAGACAUGGUCUUUUUUUGAAUUCCCCAUCAAGUUUGUUGAGGCACAGCAGAUCAGUCUAGUUUGACUUAUCCUGCUGUUGUUUUAAGCCUUAGAUAAGCUGUUUGUUAUUUUUAUAUCAUGAUGAGACGAUGAUCUAAAUGAAUUUUUUUUCGCAUUGUGAGUAGCAAUUUUUUGCUUCUUUCUAUUUACAGUUGCGUGUGAGCGAAAAGUCAUCCUAAUAUCGUAAGCGUGUUAAAUUCAAAACUCUCCCGGCCCUUUUUAAAUUUCUAUUCAUUCAUUUAAAGGUGAAUAAGUAGAAUCCAUGCUGAAUAACAUUGAUAGACGAAUUUAUUGAUUGGUUGAUUUUUACAGUUAAUGAAUUCAAGUGCUACGAUUGUAACGAAGAAAGUGGUGAAAAGUGCACCGAGACGCAAAGCGUGGUCAACUGCCGCAUUGACAACACGACAGCAAUGACCUGCUGGAGGGGAUAUUUCGAGAAGGAGAGCGGAAAAAAUCGAGAAAUGAGAGGAUGCAUGAAAGGAAACGACUGCGAAGAAGAUAGGAAAAGGUGCGAAGCAGGCCACAACCUGGCCAAUUUGCAAACGGCAGGGGAUGAUAAGGUUAAGAAAUGUUCCAUCGUUUGCUGCGUCAGUAAUGAAGACACGCCAUGCAAUGGAGUCUUUACUGUCUCUGCGGACAUGAUAACAGUGAUAAUUUUUAUAGGAAUUCUUGUAACUUUCAAUGUGCUCUAA